UUAACUAUUAUAAUAUAUAUUUAACACCCCAAUUUAAAUGAGUAUUUGAUUUGACCGUGUCAGGCUGUCAGCACUGAAUGGGUUAAACCGGCAGCCGUAAGUAUACGUCACUGUUACGUUUUCUUUGUACACGGAAGAAACCGGAGAAAUCAGCGGAGGACAAGAAGGAGAGCGUCUCAGUGCCUCUCCUCCAUCCACGGUUGGUCCUAAGCAAUGCUCCAGAGAAAAUGGGACAAGCUUUGUGUAUCUGCUCACGCAGCGUCAUCACAAUCGACAACAAGAGAUACUUCUUCAUCCAGAAACUAGAAGAAGGAGGUUUCAGCUAUGUUGACCUGGUCGAGGGUGCACAUGAUGGACGCUUCUACGCUCUGAAGCGAAUCCUUUGCCAUGACCGCGAGGCCCGUAAGGAGGCUCAGACCGAGGUGGAGAUGCACCGCCUCUUCAACCACCCCAACAUCCUCAGCCUGACCUCACACACCUUCAUGGAGCGCGGCGGGAAGUGUGAGGCCUGGCUGUUGCUCCCGUACAUCAGUAAGGGAAGUCUGUGGUCUGUUCUUGAGAAGCUGCGUGAUAAGGGGAGCUCUAUGCCUGAGAGUCGCAUCUUGCAGAUUCUGCAUGGCAUCUGUGAAGGCCUCAAAGCAAUUCAUGACAAAGACUAUGCACACAGAGAUUUGAAACCCACCAACGUUUUACUGGAUGAGAACGAUCAGCCUUUUUUAAUGGAUUUGGGCUCCAUGAACAAGGCCAGGAUUGAAGUUCGAGGGUCACGGGAGGCCAUGACAGUCCAGGAUUGGGCUGCUCAGAGGUGCACCAUCUCCUACAGAGCACCAGAGCUCUUUAAUGUGGAGAGUCACUGCAUCAUUGAUGAGAGAACAGAUAUUUGGUCUCUAGGUUGUGUGCUGUAUUGUAUGAUGAUGCUGGAAGGACCGUAUGACUUGAUAUUUCAGAAGGGAGACAGUGUGGCUCUCGCCGUCCAGAAUCCAGUCUCCAUUCCACAGCCGUGCAGUUAUUCUCAAGGUCUUCAAACCCUUCUCAGCUCCACUAUGGUGACCAAUCCUCAGGAAAGGCCCAGAAUCAGCUGGGUGCUUGACCAGGUCCAGAAUCUUCGGGGCUCAGACGGUACAGAUGUAGACACCAACAGAGUAUGAUGCUACCACUGAGAUUUCAUGCCUGUUUUCCAGUGGACUCCAGACAUUUUGGACUAUGCACUCUCUCUUCCGGACAAAAAUCACAAGCCUUGCAAACAUUUGCUCUCUCUUACCUCAGUGAGCUCAGCAUGCCUUAGUUACACACGCAAAUUUGUUGGCGAAUCUCACAUUUUUACCCCAAAAUCUGUUUUGAGCAAUUAAAUUAUCUGAUGAUUUUGGGGUAAAAUAUGAGCUGGGCAUGUUCCUGAUUUAUGCCACGCAAACCACACGAGAGGGCAAAAACUCUGUUCACCACAGUGGCACCUGUUACGUAUCAUCAAACUGGUUGUUUUCUGAUUGUAAUUUGGCUUCUGUGUCUUUUUCCACAUUUCUUAGCUUGUACAUUCUUAGGAACCAAAAAAAUAUUUAGUGCUGCAGGGAUGACGUCAACCUAAAAAUAGUAAUUCGCCAGUGAUUCCCUUGGGAUGAGUAAACUAAGCUCUGUGGUAAACAUAACUUGACGAUACUUGGACAUUUUGCUCAAUGUAAAUUGCAUACACCCCAUAUCGAAAACGUACAGAGCCCCGCACAUGAUAUGCAGGGAAAUAAAGUAAAUUGUGCACACUAUUUACUCGAUUUAUAAAUCAUACGCAUGAAUUACUAUUUUGUUCCUUCGAUUUAUAAAUCCUGCACAGGAUUUAAUAAUUCGUUCCCUCGGUUUGCUAAAUUGUUUGCAGGAUUUAAUAAUUAAUUUCCUUGAUUUGCUAAAUCGUGCGCACAAUUUACUAUUUUGUUACCUUAAUUUGCUAUAUCUGCUGCAAAAUUUACUAUUUCGUUCUCUCGAUUUCCUAAAUCGUGAAUUUUGAAGCUGUUAUGUUUAUUUUAAAAAAUGUGUUUUUAAUAAGUAACUAGAUUAGAAUGUUUGGGAUGUGAGUGUGUGUGCAUGUUUAUGUUUACAAAACGUACAAAUAAGUAUUGUCAAGUUAUGUUUACCACAGACUUUAUUUUACUCAUAAAUUGAAAAACCCACAGGAGAAUCUCGAGGGAAUCACUGGCGAAUUAGUCUCCUGGGUUUUGACGGAACAACUCUAUCGAUAUUUUAGCUGCUCAAAAUUUAAUUGACAUUAGUUUGAUUAUUUAAACAACACUUCUCACAUGACCAGAGAUGUAGGGACUUUGUGUCGUGAAGGUGACCCAGAAAGGAGUUCUGUCUAAAUCAUUUGUAAAUGCAUUCAUAUGUACGUUGUAGCAUUGAAAAAAAAAAAAAAAAAAAAAAAAAGUUCUGCGCAUGUAAAAUGAAUUAGUGGCCGAAAAAUGUUUGGAUUAAAAAGUAAGUUAUUAACUUUAACUCAGUUGGUUAUGGCGCUCAGUGAAUGUGGUGUUCUGUAUGAGACUUUGAGAGGAUGCUUAACAAAUGGUCAUGCCUGUGUAUACUUAAUAGAAGUUCACAUUACUUUGCAAGAAUGAUGUGUUCACUUUUGUCUUUUUAAGUGGUAUAAAUGACUGCAUAAAUACGAAUUUGUUUUGAUUUAGCAAGAAGUUCCUUUCAUUGCUUACAGUAUUAGGGUGUUCUUUAAGAGAACUGUGUAAUAAACAGGUUUUAAUGCAUUUUAAUUCGGCAAGAAAUAUUUUGCAUUCAGUCAUUUGUUUAUGUCUGAGGCUUGGCUAGUGUGGACGAAAAAUAUCUGGGUCAUAUUUUAUCUGCAAUAUAAACAGGUAAUACAUUUAUAUUUUGCAUUAAAAGAAUUAAAAUGAAGCCUGUUUUUAGGACCAUUACUUUUUUUUUUUUUUUUUGGCUUUGUGGCAACUGGACAUGUUAUCAUGAAUCUCAUGCUGUUUCAUUAUUCAGGACUAAAUUAACUGAAGCAUUCCAUAUACUAUAUAAUGAAGUCGGAAUUUAUCUGUGAACAAGGACCUAAAUGUGUGUGUUUGUUUGUUUUGCUUUGUUUUUAAUAACAUUAAUAAUUUUCUGAUUAUUUCAGAGAAAUUACCAUAAUAUUCAGAUUCACUGCAGACUGCUUUGUGGUGGCUCCUCGUUUUCACUAGAGGUUUGUUGUGUUUGAAAAGAACAUUUUAAUGCACACAUGCUAUUCCAGGUUUGUUUCUGUUCAGGAACACUUAAUUAUGCAAGCCUUUUAAUUUAUGGGAUAUAAGACUGGAGAAAUGUCUCUUGGAAUUCAUUAAAUGUCAUUUGUUCCCUUUCCUUUUAUAAAUGGUGAAUAAAGUGUGAUUUAAACAGCGA
Molecule: messenger RNA, 3369 nt
Organism: Megalobrama amblycephala (Wuchang bream)
Lineage: Eukaryota; Metazoa; Chordata; Actinopteri; Cypriniformes; Xenocyprididae
Gene: stk16
Product: serine/threonine kinase 16
Exons: 8
Coding region: 228-1148 (306 amino acids)
Biological process (GO): protein phosphorylation
Cellular component (GO): Golgi apparatus; cytoplasm
Molecular function (GO): ATP binding; protein serine/threonine kinase activity
Source: RefSeq, a predicted model, not a curated record